Symbiodinium sp. CCMP2456 is the source of this 5328-nucleotide messenger RNA. NCBI's taxonomy places the organism in Eukaryota, Dinophyceae, Suessiales, Symbiodiniaceae. The record is from the annotation of a GenBank genome assembly.
AUGCCGAAUGGUGUCCCUUUGAGACUUCAGAAUGCUGGGGUCAGAUCUAGGGAUUCUGGUGAUACUGUUGAGCAAGCAGCUGCGACUCAAGUGGAUGCUUCGCAAACCGGACCGGGCGCGACGACUACACGCGGUGCGGGUGAGGUUGGUUUAGAUGGUAGACAACAGGACCUGCCACGAGCUUCACAGCAGCCCCAGCAUCCACCGCAGCAGCAGCAAACUGAAGCAACAGCACAUCAACCGCAGCUGAUACCGAAUGCCAGCGUUUCCCCUCCACAAGUGGUUUCCCAACCACAACAAGUGACGCAAGAUCAAUCGACGGCAACUUUGCCACCGCCUCCGGGGCUCUUUCAUGAGGCAGUUCAACAGCGAGCUCAUGAGUCAGUGGUGCGAAGGGAGCUCUUCCAUGUGCAACAUGCCGAGCCUGCCUAUGACGAGGGUGGCUCUGAGGUGGACGUGGAGAUGCGGGGAACUACCAGACCGGCAUGGUUCACGAGAAUGAGCGAGGUGAUUCAACGUCGUGUCGUGGGCCCAGUUCUUGAGCAAGUGCAGACAGCUGGAAGAUCACGGGGAUUGCAGUCUCCAGAGUGCUCACCAAACACGGUGUGGCACUCCCAACCGUCGCAGCCAGGGACCCCGGUGCCACUGAUGCGCCCUGAAGUGAGACAAGCUAUGACCUCUUGGACGGCGAGGCCCUCUUUGUUGACAGCAGCUCCCAGGAGACCAGCGGAGGAAUCGUCCAAUGGUUCGAUUUCGCAAGAAGUUGUCAUGGAGGAGGUUAGGAAACAGGUCAAGGCGGCUUUGGACGAGCGAGAGUCAGAGAUGAAGCGACUACAUGAAGAAAACCAGGAGCUGCGACAAGUGGUGAUGGCACUCACAGAUAGGGAGUUCGGGAGUGGAAACGCUCUGUCGAGGCAAGUCGUUUUCCCCCUGGACUUUCUGCACAAUCUUCAGUACCUGGUGGCAAUCCUCGUGGUCAGGGGCCUAAUGGAGCGCAGCCAGCAGCCGGAGUGGCCGGGGGAAGCAAUCGCCGUGAAGGCCAACUUGUACUUCCCACUGGACUUUCGGCACAAUCUUCAGUACCUGGUGGCAAUCUUGUCGGAUGUGAGGCAGGAAAUGGCCAUACGGGUUUCAGUGAACAAGGUCAAGCAGGCAGGGAGGGUAUCAGCCGAACAAGCCAACCCUUGCUUCCCGCUGGACUUUCGGCACAAUCUUCAGUACCUGGUGGCAAUCCCCAAGGGACAGACAACAAGCGUGUUGGUCAUGAAUCCUGGACGGGACUACAAGGUGCGAGCGGUCAUGGUGAAGGACAAUGCCAUGGUAGAUCACUUGCACCUGCUGGUGCAGGGUAUGAGGCAGUUGCAGCAGCUGCAGAUGAACAAAAAGGACCAUUCCGAGGCUGAGGCGGUAAAGGGCAGCGUGGAGUUGACAAAGAUGCCUGAGCCUGGGGAUGCAGCGGUGGAGUUUAAUGACUGGAUGUACGUCACGGAGCAGAUGCUGGGUGUGCACAAGAGGCCUACUCGGUACCAGAACGCCUCGGCUUUGGAGCGACUCAGCAUUGCGCCGAUUCUCACUGAGCCCCUCAAGGACCCCAAGUGGUUUCGUCUGGAGAGAAGUGUUCUUUCGCUGCUCUUGAGUGCGAUGCCGAAGGCUGUGAAGGAGGACACUAUCACCCAUCGCAUUGAGACAGUUGCGGGGGUUCUUUAUCGACUUCACGUGAUCUACCAGCCCGGAGGCACUUUGGAACGAACGGCCAUCUUGAAGCACUUGGAAGGAGCAGUGGGAUCAGAGGAUCCUGGAGAAGCCGUGGCCCAGCUGCGGAGAUGGCGUCGUCACUUAGUGAGGGCGGAGGAGAUGUCCAUAGCGUCGCCGGAUGCCAGUUUGCAGUUGCGGGGGAUAGAGAUGAUCACUUCCAAGGUCCUGGAGAAGCUCCCGGAUGUAAAGUUUCGGUUGGCCCUUAAGAAGAAUGAGCUGCGCCUUGCUUCGUCCCCUACAGCAGAAACAGUGUUGAAGUACUACCAGCACCUCCUGGCGGAGCUGCAGCAGGCAACACCUACCACCAGACCCGAACAUGUCAGGCUAAAGGGAGCGACAGCCACCACUACCACAACCGGGCCUGGCACGGGAGGCUCUGGAACCCCCGGUGGAUCGCCCAAGAGGGGAAAGAAUCCAUGCAAGUUCUUCCAGUCAGAAGGCGGUUGUAAGAGAGGCGUGAGUUGCACAUAUGCUCACGAGUUCGCCAACAAAGCAGAUCGCAAGCAACGGUGUUGGUCCUGUGGAGCCACGGGGCACCGUCAGCAGGAGUGUCCGACCAAUGGUGGCGGAGGCGGAAAGGGCAGUGGAAAGGCUGCUGGAGCGGGAACAACCUCAUCUACGACCAUGGCUUCCAAUCCCACCGCGAGUGUGGCGCAAGUGCAACCAGUGCCAAGUGAUGCGGCCAAUUCCACGUCGCAUUCUGAGGCGCUUCCAUCUUCGGCUUCGGCUUCAGCUAGUGCGGAGGACGCAACAGCCCAACGGGAGGAGAUGAAGAAGCUACUACGGGAGGCGAGCUCCAUGCUGAGCAAGAUUCAACUGAUGACCUUGCGAAUGGAGGACACCAACAAGGCCACGGAGGACUUGGAGCUUUUGCUAAGGUCAGCUGGAAUGGAUCAACAUGGCUUGGCUCUCCUAGAUUCGGGUGCCUCUCAUCCCUUUCGCAGUCCUACGGAUGACAAGGAGCUCGAGAAGGCGAACAAUGUUGGCGUGGAGCUAGCAGAUGGACAACUGGUGGAGCUAAAACAGACAAGCACUGGCACCUUGCUCAAGGCGGGCGGUGAAGGAGCUCGGGCACCUAUCGUGCCCUUGGGGGCAUUGGUGCAGCAGUUGGGUUGCUCCAUAAACUGGUCGAAGCGCCAAGGCCUACGAGUGAUUCAUCCGGAACACGGAGACCUUAAGGUGAAGAUGAAAGGAAGCUGUCCCUACAUCUCCGAGCUCGAAGCGCUGAAGCUCAUCGCUGAGAUUGAGGAUAAGAAUUUGGAGCGAUUGCAGCAGACCACAAUGAGAAGCCUGUGGACUUCCUCUGCUUCGUCAGCCCAGCUCUCCUGGAGUGCCUAUUUGGAGGCCUUUGCAGCCACGGGAACAAGAAGCAAUGCCCUGGCAGCCAUGAUGAGCGCGGACUUCCCAAUCAGUCUGGAAACGGUAUCUGAGCGGUUCAACUUUGCGGGCUCUGAGGACAUCGACCUGAGUGACAACGCAGGGUUUGGGUACCUGAAGUCGCUACCAGUAAACAGGAAGGCCAGGAGAAGACUGCAGGGAUCCAGAUGGAUUGUUCACCUUUAUGAUGGAAAGAACGAGAAUACCUCCCACGAGCUGAAGAAGUUUGAGACCGAAGACAUUGUGGUUCUGGAGAUUGACGUGCAACGGUCCAAGAUGUACAACAUGAAGGGCUGGAACAACGUGCUUCGGGCCCUCCUAUGGGCAGGCUGUCGUGGGCAGAUAGAGGGCAUCCUUGGAGGACCUCCACGUAAUGGUGGUGAUGAGCUACGGCAGAAGCUGAUGUAUGCCUGGAUGGUGGCUGAAAAGGGAGCAGAGGUCAACAGCCUCAAGAAGCCUUUCCUUUUCAUGGAGUACCCGGGUGAGAUGCCGUGGUGGAAGUCCAAUGAGUGGAGGAACUUCCGGGAUGAGUACCAGCUGUCACAUGUGUGUUUGGGUGCCGGCCAGACUCAGGUGUUCCACGCCGCUACAAACAUGAACUUUGUCAACCACAUGAAAGAGCCGGGGGUUGAGAAAGGAGUGUCCACCACAUGGACUACAGGUUUGCUACGGGCCGUGCGCGACGGUGUGAUGGGGUGGAAUAGGUGGCCUGAUCAAGUACGGCAAGCUCAACUACUAUGCAAAAUGGAAGGUCGCCUAGAGGACAUGUCCGAGAAAGAGCUCAAGCAGUGGGCGAAGCACGUCAGGGAUGGCCACGUGCCAUUCAACAAAAGGUGCAGGACCUGCGUCGUGAAUGCUGGCUUGGGGCGACCCCAUAGAAAGGUCCUGGUUCCUUCGGCUCAUGUCUUGAGUGUUGACGUGGCGGGUCCGUUCAGGACCAGAGGAAUCGAUGCUGAUGGCAAGUACCGCUACGCACUUGUGGGUUCAUACUGCAUGCCGAGGCUUGAAGGAUACAAAGAUGUGGACAUCCCCCUAGAGUUGCCGAAGGCCGAUGGGAAGAGUGAUCCAGAUCCACCACAACCGAAGGCCGAUGGGAGGAGUGAUCCAGAUCUACCACAACGGAAGAGUGAUCCAGAUCCACCACAACCGAAGGCCGAUGGGAGGAGUGAUCCAGAUCUACCACAACCGGACGCCGAUGGGAGGAGUGACCCAGAUCUACCACAACCGGACGCCGAUGGGAAGAGUGAUCCAGAUCCACCACAACCGGACGCCGAUGGGAGACGUGAUCCAGACAGUUUGCGACCAGAUGCAGAUGAUGGUGGUGGGGUGGGUCCGAUGUUUGAGGAGGAGGACGAGUUUCUCCAGGAAGAGGAAGUUGAGGACCAGCCAUUCUCUCCUGAUGACCAAGUUGACCUGGAGCAGAAGAACGAGGACUAUAAGAAGUUCUACAGCGAGGUUGUCAAGGAGGUUGGCGAGCCCUUGGAGUUUCAGACGUUGCUGUACGUGAUACCCCUCAAGUCCAGACAGAAGGUCGAUGUCAACGCGGCCAUGAGGCGAAUGUACUUGCAACUACGUCAAGAAGGACAUCCAGUUACCCGAGUGCACUCGGAUAGAGCGCGCGAACUCAAGUCGUCGACAUUGAGACAAUGGCUGUAUGAGAAAGAUAUUUGGGUUACCGCUGGAGAAUCCCAAACACCUCAACAAAAUGGCCGUGCCGAAGCUGCGGUGAAGAACCUGAAGAAGUAUGCCAAGGUUUUGCUUGCGAGUUCUUCACUCCCACGAGAAUGUUGGCCCCUGGCUAUGACGUACGCAGCUCAGAGACAGCGCCUACGAGCUUUGGCACAGCCUCUGGCCAAGGACCCAGGCUUUGGAGCAAGGGUUGCGGUGAAGUCAAAGGUCUUUGGCACCGGGGGCUCGUAUGACCUAAACCCCCGUUGGCGCGAGGGUCAGUUUGUGGGCUACAGUAGUGACGUGAAGAAUGGCCUGGUGGUGAGGUACAAUGAUGGAACCUUUGUCACUAGUUGCCAUGUACGAGAAGGUUUGGUGGAUGCGGAGGCCAUCGCCGACGACGAGCCCGUGGAGGCUGACCUACCUGUUCCGACGAGAAGAUUGAGAACGAAAGCCAGGUUGGCUCUACUCACUAGUGCGUACAACGAGAUUGAGUCCUAUGCGAGAGACUUGGAUGUGGAUGAGUGA